AUGCAUCGAGAUACUGAUCAACUAGCUUUUCCAAUGUUGGUUGAUCAUGGUUUCACUGUGUUGAGUAAUCAUCAUAAUACUGCCAUGACGAAUUCUGAGAUUCAGAUUAGAAAUCUACAAGAGACAUUAACAAUAAAAUGUGAAAAUCGUCAUGAUUAUGAACAAUGGAUGGAAUCUUUGAAUCUUUUGCAAGAAAAGGCCUUUUGCUUUGAAAAUAAAAAUGACACUCGUUUCCAUUCAUUCGCACAAAUUCGUUACAAUCAAUUAGGUUAUUGGUUUAUCAAUGGAAAAAGCUAUAUGGAAUCGAUUGCAAAAGCUAUUCUAUUAGCAAAAGAAGAAAUCUUUAUUACUGACUGGUGGCUAUCACCAGAAAUUAUGCUGAUACGACCAAACGAUGAUGAGACAAUGCGUUUAGAUAAUCUGUUGGGAAAGAAAGCAGAUGACGGUGUUCGCAUUUAUGUGAUGAUAUCCAAAGAAUUGUCUUUCGUUAGUUCUCGAAAUAGUUCUCAUACUAAGCAAGCAUUAAUCAAUAAGAGUAAAAUUGGCAAUAUUAAAGUAAUCCGACAUCCCAAUCAUAAUCGAAUUAAUAAUACAUUACUAUGGUCACAUAAUGAGAAAUCAUUGAUUAUUGAUCAAAAAAUAGCAUUUAUCGGUGGGAUCGAUUUAUGUUUCGGUCGAUGGGAUAAUGAAUAUCAUCGUCUCGUUGACUUGGAUGAAAAAACCAAACAAGUUGGAGAAGAGUCUAUGGAUACGAGCAAUAGAUAUUUCAUUGGGAAAGAUUAUGUGAAUGUUUACGAAGGACAAAUUGACAACGUUGAAAGAUUUGGUGAAGAUUUCAUCGAUCGAAAGAUGUUACCACGUACGCCCUGGCAUGAUGAAGCUCUUGUAGUAUUCGGUGAGGUAGCACGCGAUGCUGCAAGGCAUUUUAUACAACGAUGGAAUAUUCACAAGACCGAAAAAUUUGACAAUGAUUCAUCAUAUUCAUUCAUUCUACCGAGGACAUACGAUGAUAAAGAAGAAUUAACUGUAAAUAAUUGGAAAGAGUUUCUUGAGGGUCAUCCAUGCCAGAUCAACGCUCAAUGUGUUCGUUCAAUUGGUCCAUGGUCUGCAAGUACGAGAACAACCGAAACGUCGAUUCUUAAUGCUUACAUACAAAUGAUCGACGGUGCCGAACAUUUUAUAUUUAUUGAGAAUGAAUUUUUCGUGACAGUGGCAAAUGAUUCAUUCAUUCAGAAUCCAGUGUCAGAGACUCUCUAUCAACGGAUUGUACGUGCUCACAGAUUGGGAGAAAAAUUUCGUAUCUAUAUUGUCCUUCCCCUUUUGCCUGGCUCCGAUAAUGUCAAUAUCGUUCAAGCGUCUCUCUAUUUUAUUAUGCGAUCGAUUGCCAAAGGAGAUAAUUCAUUAUUCAAACGGCUUGAAAAAGCAGGUAUUCAACCCAAUGAUUAUAUCAGUUUUUUUGGUCUAAGACAAUAUGAUAUACUAAUGGGCGUUUUGGCAACAGAGAUCAUCUUUGUUCAUUCUAAAUUGAUGAUUGUGGAUGAUCGAAUGGCAAUUUGUGGAAGUGCAAAUAUCAAUGAUCGUUCUCUAUUGGGUGAACGUGAUAGUGAACUUUGUGUAGUAAUCAAUGAUAUUGAAGAGGAACAAUGUCUGUUUAAUGGUCGAUCGGUUCGCGUUGGAAAGUUUUGUUCUAGUUGGCGUCGAAGACUCUUUUCAAUGAUGCUUGGAACUAUGGGACAUAACGAAAAUAAAAUCGAUGUAACCGAUCCCGUUUCUGAUCAAUUUUAUAAUUAUUUUCGAGAGGUGGCGCAUAAAAAUACCUUAAUCUACGAAGAAACUUUUGGGGUAUUACCUACUAAUUGUGUUCGACGUUUUGAUCAGAUGUACAAUUAUACUGACAAGCCCAAACUCAAAGAUACUCAUCCAAAUCAAGCUCACGAGAAAUUGAAAAAUAUUCAAGGUCUAGUUGUUGAAUAUCCAAUUUAUUUUCUGAAUGAAGAAAAUUAUCUGCCCAGUCUUCGAACUCGUGAAGGUAUCUCAUAUUGA
Molecule: messenger RNA, 2043 nt
Organism: Adineta steineri
Lineage: Eukaryota; Metazoa; Rotifera; Eurotatoria; Adinetida; Adinetidae
Source: the annotation of a GenBank genome assembly